Molecule: messenger RNA, 1530 nt
Organism: Fusarium graminearum PH-1
Lineage: Eukaryota; Fungi; Ascomycota; Sordariomycetes; Hypocreales; Nectriaceae
Exons: 11
Coding region: 1-1530 (509 amino acids)
Biological process (GO): transmembrane transport
Molecular function (GO): transmembrane transporter activity
Source: RefSeq, a predicted model, not a curated record
AUGGCAAACACUCAUGCGUUGGAUAACGACCCUGCCAUGAGCCGUGAUCAGGGUUCAACGAAAGACAUCGCUGUCGAUGGGGGGCCUGAAGAUGGCAAGACUCAUCAGUUCAAUGAGCAGACAAAUUAUGUCCCACAGAGAGCUAUUAUCACAACUAUGCUGGCUACGAGUCUGUACAUUAUCGGGAAUGCCUUGGGCUCGACGUCUCAGGCCUCAUGGAUAGCUAGCGGAUAUUUCAUAACUUCAACUGUUGGACAGCUCAUGUAUGGAAGACUAUCAGACAUCUGGUCUCGCAAGAUAAUUCUCCUAAUGGGCCUUGCAAUAUUCUUUAUCGGAUCAAUCGCCUCUUCUCUGGCGGAUUCAGUGCUACAACUCACCAUCUUUCGCGCUUUCACUGGUAUCGGAGGAGGCGGUCUAAUGACUGUCGCGCAGCUUAUAGUGAGCGACGUGGUUCCUUUGCGAGAAAGGGGCAAAUACCAGGGCAUUCUAGAUGCAACUGCCUUUGACGCUUCUGACGACACUAUGGAGAUUGGAAAUUGGUUAACAUGGGGAGGAAAAGAAUAUGCUUGGAAUUCGACGCAAGUAAUUUCAACUCUGUCAAUAGGUACAGCAGUAUCCAUUGCGUUUAUGCUAUGGCAGUGGAAGGGCCCAAAGUACCCCUUGAUACCACUGCACAUGUUCAAGUCAAAGAUCGUCAACGGCGCAUGUCUGACUAUGGCCAUCAACGGCUGGAACUUUGUCAUGCAAGUCUACUACAUACCCUCCUUCUACCAACUCGUCUACGGGUACUCGGCCACAAAAGCCGGAGCAAUGCUUCUUCCAAUCACGCUGCUUCAAACCGCCAGCAGCACUCUUUCGGGCCUUGUCGUCCACUGGAUCGGUCGGUACCGCGAGUGUAUACUCUUCGGGUGGUUGUGCUGGGCUGUUGGUCUUGGCCUCAUGUCGACUCUGGAUGAGAACACAGGCGUGGACAAGCAGAUCGGCUAUUCUGUGUUGAUUGGUAUUGGAGUUGGGAAUACACUUCAGCCUGCGCUCAUUGCUACGCAAGCUGGUGUUGAUAGGUGUGAUAUGGCAGUUGUCACCUCAUUUCGCAAUUUCGUCAGGAACUUGGGUGCAACACUGGGUCUUACAGUGUGUGGUACAGUCUUAAACAAUGUCCUCGCCGGUUCACUCUCCUCUCUAAACCUUAACAGUCGUGAUUCAAAUACCUUGCUAGAGAACCCUCAAUCCUUCCUUGGUAACGUCGCACCAGACGAAGCAGAGAGGAUCAGAUCAGUUCUCAUCCCCGCCUACAGAGAAGGGUUCCGUAUCAUCUUCCUUAUCGGCGCGGGUGCAGCCAGUCUCGCAUUCGUAUUGGCAUUUGUCCUCAUGCCGCAGGUUAAUCUUACUAGGCCAGAUGACUUGAGGCUGAAAGAAGAAGGUCGUACAGUUUAUGAGGAGAAGAGGUCGAAGGGAAACGAAUUGUGGGCUUUGGAGUACCCUGUCUCACUCCAGGCCAGGGUUCAAAUGCAGACGAUCGGGCGCCAGUAG